AUGGAUUCGACAACAAAGAACUUUCGUACUUCUGAGGAGGAGGAUUGCCUUACACAUUUAAAUAAUAAUAAUGUUAUUACUACUAUUUCAAAUGAUAACGACAAAAGAAAUGAACAACAUCGACUUGAUGUUGAUGAGGAAAAUGAUGACGUGAAUUCUGAAUUGUUAAUAGAUGAACAACAUAAAGGCCUUGAUAUUAUUAUUUCAAAAAUUGGAAUGGGAAGAUUUCAAAGAAGAUUAUUAAUACUUUGUGGAUUUGGAUGGUUUUCGGAUGCCUUAUGGAUAUUGUGUGUAGCAAUCAUAUUACCUCGGGUUCAAGUUCACUUUCAAGUACCAAAUUCAAUUAUCGGGUUACUUUCAAGUUCUCAAUAUUUUGGAAUGAUGAUUGGAGCUUUAUUUUGGGGAUUAUUUUCAGAUAUUUAUGGACGUAAGCAGGCCUUUAGUUGGACUUUGGGAGUAGCAGUAUUUUUUGGUUUUUGUGCAAGUUUAUCUCAAAGUUUUGCUCAAUUAUGUUUUAUGUUUGGCAUGCUGGGCUUUGGCGUUGGAGGAAAUUUACCGGUAGAUGGAGCGAUAUUUUUGGAAUUUGUACCAAAAGAGAAUCAAUAUCUUCUUACUUAUUCGUCAGUCUUUUUCGAAAUUGGAGCCGCAUUUACAUCUUUUAUUGGAUAUCUAAUCUUACCUUCACAUAGUUGUCUUGGAAAUGAAGACCAAAUAGCAAUAUGUGAUGUUUCUAAAGAAAAUAAUGGUUGGAGAUACGUAAUUGUAAUACUCGGGACAUGUAUACUAGUCAUGUUAAUUCUUAGAAUUUUGUUCUUUAGACUUUUAGAAUCGCCAAAAUAUUUAAUCUCACAUAAUCGACAUCAGGAAGCAAUUCUUGUGUUCCAAGAAAUUGCAAGAAUUAAUGGAAAUGAACUCGAUAUUGAUUUUCUUGAUGAUAUCAAGAUCUGUAAAUCCAGUCACAAACAAUUACAAUUUAAACAAAGAUUAAUUUCACAAUUUAAAGAUAUAGAACAUUUAUUCAGUAAAAAAUGGUUAUCAACGACAUUACUUUUAUGGAGUUCGUGGGGAUUAAUAUCGUUUGGUAGUGUAAUGUUUUUUCUUUAUUUACCAAAGUAUCUUGAAGGUUUAGAAGAACAGAAAUUAGGAGAUAAUGACGAAAGUGAAAUAAUUAGAAAUGGAUUGAAAAAUUUUAUAAUUUACUCGAUAUGGGGAAUUCCCGGUGCAAUAAUUUCUUCUUAUUUAAUUGAAACUUCAUUGGGUAGAAAAGGUACCAUGAUUUUAGGUGCAAUCGGAACUUCUUUAUCAAUAUGUUUGUUUGCAAAUUUUCAUGAUACUUCUGAUGUAAUCUUAUUUUCCAUGUUCAUUGGACUUUUAAAAUCUAUUGAUUGGGCCGUGAUUUAUUGUUAUACGCCCGAGGUUUUUGAUACUAAAGUUAGGGGAACCGCUUGUGGAAUUUCUUCUGUUUUUGCUAGAAUAACCGGUAUGGUCGCUCCUAUUGUUACUGGGAACUUAAUUUCGAUUGGUGCUUCCGCACCUUUAUAUGUGACUUCUCUUGUUUUUGGUUUAUUAGCAGCCUUUAUAUUUAUGUUACCUAUUGAAACUAGAGGAAGACAAGCUUAA
Molecule: messenger RNA, 1620 nt
Organism: Funneliformis geosporum
Lineage: Eukaryota; Fungi; Glomeromycota; Glomeromycetes; Glomerales; Glomeraceae
Source: the annotation of a GenBank genome assembly